This is a messenger RNA of Helicoverpa armigera (cotton bollworm), 1423 nucleotides long. Its product is annotated as nucleoplasmin-like protein. The transcript is spliced from 6 exons. Gene Ontology annotation, biological process: chromatin remodeling. Gene Ontology annotation, cellular component: nucleolus; nucleoplasm; cytoplasm. The record is from RefSeq and is a predicted model, not a curated record. Lineage: Eukaryota; Metazoa; Arthropoda; Insecta; Lepidoptera; Noctuidae. The coding region runs from base 137 to 703 and encodes 188 amino acids. Gene Ontology annotation, molecular function: chromatin binding; histone binding; RNA binding.
UGGAAGGGGUGUAGUGGACAAUAAAAUUUUAGGUCAACUCAGAGUUUGGCAUUGGCAACAUUGAUCUCCAGAUUUGUGUGCGCCGGCAUCGCACGUGAACGUGUCGCAAAAAUCUCAAUAAAUUAGUGAAAUCACCAUGUCGGACGAAUAUUUCUAUGGUGUUACCUUGUCGACAUCACAUCAGUCGGAGACAUGGGACCCAGAGGCAAAGGCGGAAUACCCUCGCAGCAACAAGCUGCUCAUACGUCAAGCACUGUUGGGUCCCGACGCCAAGCCCGAUGAACUCAAUGUUGUUCAGGUUGAAACAAUGUCACUUCAAGAGUCAGUCAAGAUCCCUGUGGCUGUCUUGAAAGCAGGAGAGUCAAGACAUGCACGUCUAGACAUUGAGUUCCCAGAUGCUCCGGUCACAUUCACUCUUAUUCAGGGAUCAGGGCCAGUGCAUUUGAUUGGUCAACACCUGGUUGGUGCCCUCGUUGAGGAGUUUGAAGAUAUGGAGGAAAUGGAGGAGGAGAUGUUAGACGAGGAGGAAGGAGACGAUUCUCAAUUUAAGGAAGAUGAGAAUAAAAGGAAAGCAUCAGCUGGCAAGCGCAAGACUAAUGAGGAUGAAGAUGACGAAGAGGGCGAGCCCAAAGGCAAGAAGGCGAAAAUGUCAAACAACGCUAAAGGCAAGGCUCCGUCGCCCAAAAAGAAUGCCAAGAAGUGAACCGCCUGCCGCGCCCGCCCCGCCGGCCUCGCCCGCCCGCCCGCGUCGCGUCGCACGCGCCCGGAACUAGAGUCAGACAGACCAAUUCCAUUUAAGACUGACUACAUCCUCGAUCACUAAUCAAUAGGUAUUCUCUACCUAGCGUAAUGGAGAUAUUCGUUUACGACAGCAGCACAGGCCAGUAGAUGGCAGUGCGACGCGGCAGCGAGCGGGCGCGGCCGGCAGCCGGCGUAUCUCUUAGUUGUACGACAUAGUGUGGUAAUUCAGUCUAGGUUAGCGUUGUAUCGACUCGAGCGUGCCUGGGUGAGUGGAAGUGUGAGUAUUUGUUUGUGAUAGUUACUUACUGGUCGAGGUAUCUGCAAACUUAUCGAUCCGAUCCGUGGUUACCGACGAUCGAGCGUGAUUUCUUCACUUAUUUUUUAUUUUUUCUAAACUAAAUUUCCAUUCCUUACUGUGGUAUAGUGUUAUGGAUGUCAAAUUUAAUAAUAAAGUAAGUCUUAAAUUCACAGAUGUAUUUUUAAGUUAAGACAUAAUUAAGCAUAAUCAGUGUACUUUAAGACAUUGACCAUUUUGUAUGGAGUAGCUACCGGUCGAAAUGUAUUUGAAUUUGCUAACGAUUUCUCAUUUCAGAAUGAAAACUGAUAAUCUAUUAUAGUUUGUUUGUACAUAUACAUUAUAAAAGCAUAAGAACGGUAACAAUAAAAAGCAUUUCUAAACAUU